Messenger RNA from Penicillium atrosanguineum, 681 nucleotides. Its product is annotated as putative DSBA family oxidoreductase. The coding region runs from base 1 to 681 and encodes 226 amino acids. The transcript is spliced from 6 exons. Gene Ontology annotation, cellular component: mitochondrion; peroxisome. Gene Ontology annotation, biological process: glutathione metabolic process. NCBI's taxonomy places the organism in Eukaryota, Fungi, Ascomycota, Eurotiomycetes, Eurotiales, Aspergillaceae. Gene Ontology annotation, molecular function: glutathione transferase activity; glutathione peroxidase activity. The record is from RefSeq and is a predicted model, not a curated record.
AUGUCUGGAAAGAUUGACGCGUUCGUCGAUUGUGUCUCGCCCUACUCGUACUAUGCGACCCUCUAUUUGAGGAAAAACCGGAAGGCGCUAGAGUCGCACGGCGUGGAGGUUGAAUUCCAUCCUGUGUUCUUAGGGGGCAUCAAUGUUGGCUCUGGAAAUAAACCACCAUGGACCUUACCCGCCAAAGCGAACUAUUCCAAGUUCGACUCCGAGCGCGCAUGCAAAUACUUCGGCGUGCCCCCGAUCAAAACCCCGGAUUUCUUCCCUAUCCUCUCAAUCAUGCCCCAACGCUGUAUGAUCUAUAUCAAGCGCACCUACUCACAGGAGCGAUUUGAAACCACCUUCCUCUCGUUAUGGGAGUGGAUGUACCACAAGAACAUCGACAUCAGCAAGCCCGAGCACUUGGCCGAGCUGCUCAAGUCUCACAACUACUCAGAUCAGGAAAUCAAGGCGAUCCUAGGCGCGGCACAGAGCCCUGAGUACAAGGAGGCUUUGACAGCCAAUACGCAAAAAGCGUUGGAUCAAGGUGCGUAUGGGGCGCCAUGGUUCUGGGUGAAGAAUCAGUAUGGCAAGGAGGAGCCUUUCUUUGGAAGUGAUCGGUUCGCAUUUAUGUGGCAGUAUCUGGGUCUGCCUUUCCAAGACGUCACUAUUGUUGAAAAUGCCGGGAAAUCCCGGCUAUAG